CAGUACCAGCGCGCCCGGACGCAGUUCGUGCAGGCGGUGGCCGAGCUCGCCGCCCGGCCGCAGAACAUCGAGACCCUCCAAAACGCAGUCUGGCCCCUGAUUUCCCAAGGCUUUCUCCCCGCGGGGUCUGGCGUUGUCCCCCGACACGGGGACGGGCUCGGCGAGUCCCGCGCGGCGCGGUGGGAAAGUGCGCUGCGCUCGGGAGCUGCGUGGGCUCGUCUGCGGCGUGGUUUCUGCGUGUGUGGUGAGAAGUGUUUUGUACCUAUGAAAAUGGGCAGAAACAUUGGUAUGCAUUGGCAGUGCUAUCCAAGUGCUGACUUCAUUUCAGUGGAACACCUGGAUUUCCUACAAGUUCUUAUCACCUGGAAGAGUAAUUUAAUAGGUUUUUGUGAAUAAAGGCAAAUGUUUAGAAAAAUUUCUGCUUACCAAAUGGGCUUUUCUCUUCCUGGUGUAACUCAGGUGUAAUGUCUUUGCUGAGACCUCUUUUGCUGGAUGUCAUCCCAACUAUUCAACAGACUGCUGCUUUGGCUCUUGGGAGACUUGCCAAUUAUAACGAUGACCUGGCAGAGGCUGUCGUGAAGGGAGAUAUUCUUCCACAGCUCGUGGGUUCAUUGUCUGAGCAGAAUCGUUUCUACAAGAAAGCAGCUGCAUUUGUGCUAAGAGCAGUUGGUAAACAUUCUCCACAAUUAGCUCAGGCAAUAGUUCAUUGUGGAGCACUGGAAAUGCUUGUGAUUUGUUUGGAAGAUUUUGACCCUGGAGUCAAAGAAGCUGCAUCUUGGGCACUUGGGUAUAUUGCCCGACACAAUUCAGAACUGUCACAAGCUGUGGUGGAUGCAGGAGCUGUUCCUCUUUUAGUGCUCUGUAUCCAGGAGCCAGAAAUUGCUUUGAAAAGGAUUGCUGCUUCAACUCUCAGUGAUAUUUCAAAGCAUUCUCCAGAGUUAGCACAGACAGUAGUGGAUGCAGGAGCUAUCCCUCACUUAGCUCAGAUGAUCCUGAACCCUGAUGCUAAACUGAAGCGUCAGGUGCUGUCAGCUCUAAGCCAAAUAGCAAAGCAUUCAGUGGAUCUUGCAGAGUUGGUGGUUGAAGCAGAAAUUUUCCCCGUUGUGCUCACAUGCCUGAAGGACUCAGAUGAAUAUGUCAAGAAAAAUGGUGCAACUUUAAUUAGAGAGAUAGCAAAGCAUACGCCUGAGCUUUCACAGCUUAUAGUAAAUGCAGGCGGAGUUGCUGCUGUGAUUGAUUGUAUUGGCAACUGCAGAGGGACUGUCAGACUGCCUGGCAUCAUGAUGCUUGGUUACGUAGCAGCUCAUUCGGAGAACCUGUCAAUGGCAGUGAUUGUCUCCAAGGGAAUACCACCACUGUGUGCCUGCUUGAUAGAAGAACCUGAAGAUCAUAUUAAGGCAGCAGCUGCUUGGGCCUUGGGACAGGUUGGAAGACAUACUCCUGAGCAUGCACGUGCCGUUGCAGUAGCAAAUGUGCUACCCACACUGCUUGCUAUGUAUAUGGACACAUGCAGUUCAGAAGAUCUUCAAAUGAAAACUAAAAGAGCCUUAAAGACCAUCCUUCAGAAAUGCACAUAUCUUCCAGCACUUGAACCAUUGCUGCAUGAUGCCCCUCCCAAUAUUAUGAAACAUAUUGUUGGGCAGUUUAGUAAGGUGUUACCACAUGACAGUAAAGCGCGUCGUCUCUUUGUAACAACUGGUGGACUUAAAAAGGUUCAAGAAAUAAAAGCAGAACCUGGGUCACUUCUUCAGGAAUAUAUCAACACUAUUAACAAUUGCUACCCAGAGGAAGUAGUAAGGUAUUAUUCCCCUGGAUAUUCUGAGAUACUUCUGGAAAGGGUGGAAAAUUACCAUCCAGUUUUAUAAACUUCAAUUUUUUAUUAGAGCUGUAUUUCACAUUUAUGCCUUUAUGACUGUAAUACAAAUACAGCUGUUGAAACUCUUGUUUGAUUCUGAAAUUUCCUUCUACUGUGUGAACUACUGACAGAGCCCAGCAAUUCCAGCAAGCUAUAUUUUGUUCUUUAUAAACUUGUUUGUUGCUAAGUUUUUGUUCCUUUUUGUUUUUCUCUAACAUUACUACCAGAUAUUGCUGCAUAUAUGAAUGGAAUUUCAUGCAGGGGUGAUGAUUUAUCAUAGAAGCUUUUUUAGAAUCAGUCAUUUCCUUUUCCUUCCACAAGAAAGGUUUGUUAUUAUCUCAUUCAAAUUUUAGCCUUCUCAGUACUGUAGACAUUUUCCCCUUUUGCCUUUGCAUAUUGUUUAGAGCUUCCCAAGCUUGGUGAGGGGGAAAAAGCUGGCCCCUGUGCUUUUUCUAAUUAUGGAUCCAUUCUGCACUGAGAUAUCUCCUACUGCUACCUUUCAGAAAGUAAAUUGAUGUAAUUUUGCAUCUCCAAACAUGUUAGUAGCUGCUAAAUAAAGAAAUAAUCAGA
This is a messenger RNA of Phalacrocorax carbo (great cormorant), 2425 nucleotides long. The record is from RefSeq and is a predicted model, not a curated record. Lineage: Eukaryota; Metazoa; Chordata; Aves; Suliformes; Phalacrocoracidae.